This is a messenger RNA of Ictalurus punctatus (channel catfish), 1199 nucleotides long. It is a transcript of the gene mdh, whose product is annotated as malate dehydrogenase. Gene Ontology annotation, molecular function: oxidoreductase activity. NCBI's taxonomy places the organism in Eukaryota, Metazoa, Chordata, Actinopteri, Siluriformes, Ictaluridae. The record is from RefSeq and is marked provisional.
AUAAAGACCUGUCACAUGUCACCACUGUGUGUGCCAUCAUGAGCCUCACCAGAUGCCUCCUGGUACAGACGGAGAUUAAAGAAUUUAUAAAGCAGUGCAUGCUGGCAGUGGGCACUAAAGCCAGUCAUGCCAGCAGCCUAGCAGAUGUGCUUGUGGAAGGAGACUUGCGUGGCCACUACAGCCACGGACUCAACCGCAUGGAUUUAUACGUAAAGGAGAUCCAGGCUGGAAUCUGUGCGAAGGAGGGCAAGCCGGUGGUGGAAAAGGAGUCAGUGGCUACGGCGCUCGUAAACGGGAACAACCUCCUGGGUCCAGUUGUCGGAAACUUCUGCAUGAGCUUAGCUCUGAAGAAAGCGCAAGAUGUGGGCAUCGGCUGGGUGGUGGCUAACGGCUCCAACCAUUAUGGCAUUGCUGGCUAUUAUUCCAUGCAAGCACUGAAAAAGAACAUGAUUGGGAUGUGCUACACUAAUACCUCUCCUCUAGUGGUUCCAACACGAGGCAAAGAGUGCACAUUGGGAACAAACCCUAUUAGUGUAGCAGCUCCUGCUAAGGAUGGAGACAGCUUUGAGCUGGACAUGGCAACCUCGGCUGUUGCUCUGGGAAAGGUGGAGCUUCAGGCACGCAAUGGCCGCUCUAUCCCAGAGGGUUGGGGUUGCGAUGCCAACGGCCUUCCUAGUUCUGACCCUAAGGCAGUGCUCUCCGGAGGAGGCCUGGUGCCUGUGGGAGGCAGCGAGACGACAGGAGGUUAUAAGGGUUAUGGCCUGGCACUAAUGGUGGAGGUGUUCUGCGGGAUUCUGGCUGGCUCGCACUACAGCAAGUAUAUACGCACAUGGAGAAUGACUAACUGCAGGGCAAACCUGGGGCAGUGCUUUGUGGCAUUAAACCCAGAAUUCUUUGCUGAUGGAUUCAAUGACAGAAUGUCUGAUCUGCUGUCCCUACACAGGAACCUCGAGCCAGCUGGGCCCAAUAUGCCUGUAAUGGUCCCAGGAGACCCGGAGAGGAGACACAACCAGUCUUGCCAUGAGCUGAAUGGCAUCCCGUACUCCUUGAGUGUGGUCAAGCACAUGAACGAGGUUGCCAGCACUUUGGGAGUGACUCCUCUGCUGCCCACCAACAGACUCAUCCAGUAACCAGUCAAGACAUCUGCUGUAAAGAGAAGCUGGAUUUCCAUUAAACAAAAAUAAAAUACUCCUGAAAUA